Molecule: messenger RNA, 728 nt
Organism: Tachyglossus aculeatus (Australian echidna)
Lineage: Eukaryota; Metazoa; Chordata; Mammalia; Monotremata; Tachyglossidae
Gene: IZUMO2
Product: IZUMO family member 2
Exons: 7
Coding region: 1-708 (235 amino acids)
Source: RefSeq, a predicted model, not a curated record
AUGAGCGUGCCGGCCUCUGGCCUGCUCUGGGCCUUACUCCUGCUCCUGCCCUCCUUCCCCGGGGUGCCCGGCUGUCUCCACUGCAACGCCCCUCUACGCCAGGCCCUGGCCGCCCUGAGGGCCCGCCUCAUCCCCAGCCACUUCCAAGCCCCGCGGCUGCGGGCAAGGGCCGGGGCCCUCCUGGAUGGCAUGUCGGGGGGCUUCUACCGCGACUACGCCACCCACCACUACGCCGGCCAAGUGGGGGUAACCCGCUUCAACCUAGUGCUGAAUUUGGCUACAAACAAGACGGAGGAGUUAAUGAGAACAACACUGACAGAGGGCCAUUUACUGGACAGACUCGUGGAAGUGCGAGCCGAGGUGGCACAGGCUCUGAAGAGGGCGUUGAAAGAGCAUCAAAACCGAGCCUGUGACCCCAACUACUGCAGCCAACUGAGUCUCCAGGUGCUGGACUGUCUGCGCUGCAAGAUGGAAAAGGCCGGCUGUCUGAGCCGCAGGCUCUGUUUCGGAGACCGGCAGCCUCGCCUGGUCCUGCGCUACGGGCCCCAGGGCCUCCCCAUCAAAGACCGGGCAGCGAAGGGCAGGGUGCUGGUCCUCACUCUGGCCGGCAUCAGCUUCGGGGUCAUGGUCACCGCGGCCCUGACUUACAGGAGCAACCGGCGGCUACUGCGGAACCCGAAAAAGAACAAGGCCAAUUUACAACAAUAAUCUUAUAAUAAAAAAAUGUU